Molecule: messenger RNA, 3541 nt
Organism: Aquila chrysaetos chrysaetos
Lineage: Eukaryota; Metazoa; Chordata; Aves; Accipitriformes; Accipitridae
Product: maestro heat-like repeat family member 5
Exons: 22
Coding region: 196-3177 (993 amino acids)
Cellular component (GO): cytoplasm
Source: RefSeq, a predicted model, not a curated record
GGGCUUAGGGGAGUGACAUUGGGGUACUUUGUGACACCCUGUGUCACCCAGCCCUGCUCCCACAGUGUCUGGGAGGACAGUGUUGGGACAGGAUGGGAGCGAGGAGCCCCCAAGCACAGCCACCUCUGCCCCCACCGCCCCUGGGGUGGCAGGGGGUCCUCCUCACCCAUUUCCUCCCUCCCUCCCUCCUGCAGGAUGGCAGAGAGACCCCCUGGCCACGUUAGGCAGGCCUGGGAGGAGAAGGAUGGAGCUGCCCCGGCUCCCAGCUCCGGGCCAAAGCCCGACGAGGUGUGCAAGGUCCAGCUGCUGCGGGCAGAUCUGUGCUGCUCCACCUUGGCUGUGCCCACGGAGGAAGAUAAUACCCUGGACAUCAUUCGAGCCUUCCUCAGGAGCAGGCCAAAGCAAGAGGCCCAGAAGCUGAGGUUUCUGGCCUCCAUCUGCACUGUCUGCAGCACCACCAGUGUGGACUCCACUGUGUGGGACAUGCUUUACUUCUGCCAGCUGGAGGUGGUGGAGACCAUCGAGGUGCUGCUGCAAGAGGAGCCUGCUGGCCACCAGGGCAUCAUGGUGCAGCAGCAAGCCAUGCUGGCCAUCACCUCCAUGAGCAGAGCAGGGCUGCUUCUGCAGGAGAAGAAGAGCAGCCUCCUCUAUGCCUGCUUCUGCAGCAUCUUCCACUUGCCUCCUCAGGAGGACACUCAGGGUCCUGAUGCUUCACUCUACUCCAAGACCCUGGCCACAAUGGACAGCAUGCUGCAGGUGCUGGUACGCAGCGCCGGCACCCUCGGCAUCGUGGAGCUGCAGAACAUCUUGCAGCUGCUGCUGCCCUUCACCAAUUCCCAGCUGGCAGUGGUGCAGGAGAGGGCCAUGGCACGGAUUGCCAGGCUGGCCAACUUCAUCACUACCUACUCCCUGCCGCAGGUCUGCCCCUGCUUUGCACAAGCCACAGUCCUCAGGCAUCAGUGCUCCAAGACACAUCAGUUUGUGAUGCUGGGGAAGCUGGUGGGGCACCUCACCCUCUGUUGCACCUGCAAGGACAAGGGGACCCGUCACGAGGCUGCAGAAGCUCUCUAUCACCUGCACACCUUUGUCCUGCAGCAGAGAAGCAGGUGGCCGUGGCUGCAUGACACAGGGCAGCUGCAGCUCCAGGAGGGCUGGCAAGCAACGCAGCCCUGGCAGCUUUUGCAAACCAGCCACACCGGCAAAAUCUUCUUGAUGUUCACAAAAUACCUCCAGCCCUCCGACGGGGCAGACAUCAUCCUCAUGGCUAUCAAGAGCUUGAGAGCCCCAAGUGCCUACAGCAUCAGCCUGGCUGCCCACAUGGUGGACGUCCUUGUGGCGGACCAUGCCUUCCAGCCGGGGCAGGUGCUGAACAUCAUGUGGGCCAUCUACAGAAGCCUGCCCUCCGUCAGGGCGGUGGUAGCCCUCAAAAGCCUGGACAGGGCCCUGCUGGUGCUGAUGGGCAAACACCCCAGCGAGGUGGUGGCCAGCCUGCUGCAGUGCUCCCCGAUGUGCACCCAUGUCGCCGUGGCCAUGUGGAGGGCGAUGAUGUCUGAGCCCCAGGCUGCGGAGAAGGUGCUGAGGGAGCUGCUCAGCAUCCUGAUGAACCAGUCACUUCGCAAGACCUCCACCUCCACCAAGGACAACCCCCGCAUCCUCUCCCUGGCUGCAGCCAGGACAAUAAAUGAGAUCCUCCUGCAGUCCAUCUGCCUGUGGCAGGUGGAGGCAAUUUUCCCCCAGCUUUUCCUGGCGCUGCUUUUCCAAGUGUCGUUCACCACGGAGCUGACGCUGCAGGAGGUGCACAUCUUCUGGAGGGAGCACCAACAGGAUCUGCUCACUCCCAUCAGGUCUGCGGUGCAGUCCAUGAGAAUGCUGCUCUGCAGCAUGGGCUUUGAGAGCCAGGUACUGGCCAUCGAGGCGCAGGGUGGCUGGGACACCCUGCUCAGCUCCCAGACUCACCUCAUGGAAGUGCGCAUCAUCGCCAGGGAGAUGAUGAAGACCCCAAGUCCCCUGUGCUCCACCAUCUUCUGCCAUCUGGCAGAGCUCCUCAGUGUGGAGGACCCCACCUGGGAGAUGGUCGCCAUGGUCUUCUUCAUCGAGAUGCUGAACUGUACCAACCUCAGUGAAGAGCUGGACCGUGCCCUGGAAAUCUUCCCCAUGUAUCUGCAGAGCCAGUGCCUGGGGAUGCCCAGCCUGGUGCUCAGGGCCAUCCUCAGGCUCACUGAGAGGCCCGACACAGAAAGGAAAGCCCUAGUCCUGCUGCCGUACGUUAUGGAGCAGCUGCAGGGUGCUGACAGUGAUGCCAGUGCCGCGGCGCUGCCCGUGCUUGGCAACAUGCUCCGGCUGCUGGAGGGGAAGACGCUCAGCCUCACUGCCCUGGCACUGGCUGACAAGCUCCGGCCGCUCUUCGACGAUGAGCUGGACACCGCGCGGGAGCUCUCCAUCCGUCUCUUCCAAAUCACAAUGGGGCUCGUGGUGGGCACCGAAAAGAAGAAUAUGAGGAAGAAAGUGUGGGACAGCCUGCUGCCGCUGCUCUUUCACCUGCAUGACCAGGACAAGAGCGUGGCCAAGGCCUCCCAGGAAGCCCUCCGCAGCGCUGGCCAGUUCCUGAAGUGGGGGCAGCUGGCGCAACUGGCCGAGACGGCGCAGGCAUGGAGGAUCUGUGAGUGCCUGCUGGCCAGGAAGAGGAGCAGGGCCAAGGACUACCUGUGCCAGAGCCAGACCUACCUGCAGAGCCCGCAGGAGCCCCUGCGGCAGGAGGCUGUCAGGUUCAUCGGUAGGGCUGGCAGGAGGCUCAUCCGUCCCCUCCCCGAUGCUGCACCCCGGGGUCAGCCCUCCCCAGGGAACUGUGCGGCCAGACGGGCUGGGUGGCGGGGUCCCCAAUGUCUAGUGGGGUCCCUGACAUGCUGUGUCCCCCCAGGACUCAUUGGACGGGAUGUGGAUGAGCACAAGAAGGUGGAGUACAUCAGAGAGAUCCUUCAAGGCACAAGCAAAGAUACCAGCCCCCUGGUCUCCUCCCUGGCAACUCAGACGGUCCUCAUCCUCGGACGAGGAAGGCUGAAGUCGAGGUUUAACCUACCACGGCUGAGCUUACAGAUGCCGAGAGCAUGGAUGAGGUCACACUCAGUCCCCAGCGAGGACUCUGCUCAGGCAGAGACAAAGGAGGAGCCCCAGCCCUAGGAUGCUCUGCAGGCUGGGGUAUCUCCUUUUCCUGAGGUCUAACAAGAAAGAAGACACCUCAGCUGGAGGAGGACCCGGCACCCUCCAGAGAGCGGCAGGACAGCCACUCUUUCCAGUGGUCCAGGACAACGCCUGCCAACAUGCUUCGUCUUUGCCACAAAGCACCAGCUGCUCUGCUGGGCUGUGAAACAGAGGGAAGGAGAAGGCCAUGCCAGAGCCGAAGCCAAAGUUGAAACUGAAGCCUUCCCUCCCCUCUGCAGGGCCACGCCAGGGUGAAUCACUUUUUCUGCCUCCCACCGUCCAAGGAUCCUGCGCUGCUUUGGGCCGACGUGGCCAAGCUCGGGAGCUACAAAGCCACCGAUGC